AUGUACGGGCGUGAUGAGCUCAACGACAAUGGCAUGCUACUGUUGAACUUCGCAACGGAAAACAGGCUAGCUCUCACGAACACGUUCUUUGAGACACGCAAGGGCGGAAUAUGGCACACAUACAACGGUGUGUCGGGAAACGAUUGCAAGCGCCUUGACUACAUCCUGACAAGGCAGGCACAUCACGGCCGAGUAUCUAACGUGGUCGUCAUCCCCCAGCCGGUUCGCCCAGUCAAAGCAGACUCAGACCACAAUAUGGUAGUAGCCACCGUCAACCUCGGUGGCAGGCUUGCCCACAACCGUGCAGUCCGGACUAAACCGAAACAGAAGCAAUUCAACCGACGGGAAUUGCAGUUCGAAGCAGCACGGUGUGCGGUGACUAAUCGGUUCCUCCUCAACCUCGACACACGACUGGACGAGCGAACAACCACCGCCGCGGAAUUGGCGACCGACUUUACCAAUGCUCUCCUCGACGCAGCGCGGACGACCCUGGGGGAGGAACCGCGGAGACGCCGCACGCAGGAGUGGUGUGAGACCCCAGAGACGCGAGCAGCGCUGGAGCAGGCCCUUACCAAACGUCGGGAAGCGCGCCGGGCGAUGAGGGGCAACUGGAAGUCAGCGACGUGGAGGGUUCUCAAAGCAGCGUGUAAGGGAGUGGCUACAGCAGUCGAAACGGGCAUUUAUGCCCACCUGGACGGAUAUGUGACUGAGCUCGAAGAAAUCUACAAAGAUCGCGACAUGCGAGGACUGUACCAACACCUCAAGAGAUCAGUGGGCCUCAGCGGCAGACAAGCGGGGGGACAGCAGUUCGUCGCGGAUGAGAACGGCGUGUUGCUCUGGAACAGGGACGACAUCCUCCAGGGGUGGGCGAGAUUCUUCAGCACCCUACUCAACACCAAAUCCCCCACCGUGAACCCAGACAUCAUCGAACGAAUGACGCAGCGGCCAGCGACACGUGACACUCAACGGUUGGGAGAUGUGCCAGAACUCGAGGAGGUGGCACGGGCAACGAAAGGCCUCAAGAACUGGAAGGCACCCGGCCAUGACUCCCUCCCUGCCGAGUUGCUCAAGAUCGAUGACGACGAACCCUUCGUCCUGGGAAACCUCCAUACCAUCCUCGUCAAGGUGUCGAACGGAGGAGAUAUUCCGCGAGAGUGGAAGGAUGCAACCAUCAAGGUGCUGUACAAGAAGGGUGACCGGUCCAACUGUAACAACUACAGGGGGAUUUCGCUACUAUCUCACGUAGGCAAGGUCCCCAUCAAGAUCAUCACCAACCGUCUAAGCGCCAUCUGCGAAGCCAACAACAUUCUCCCGGAGGAACAGUGCGGAUUUCGACCCGGGCGAUCCACCGUCGACAUGCUGUUCGUCGUGCGCCGCCUCCAGCAGCUGGGGCGAAGAAAAUACCGCUCUACAUGUGCUUCGUCGACUUGAACAAGGCGUAUGAUUCGGUGGACCGAGAGAUGCGAUGGAAGGUGCUGGCCAGGGCCGGGAUUCCCGCGAAGCUGAUCGAAGUCAUCCGCCAAUUCCACGAUGGAAUGCGGGCCCGGGUGCGCAUGGACGACGGAGAACUAUCGGACUGGUUCUUCGUGACACAGGGCAUGCGACAAGGAUGUGUGCUAUCCCCACUGCUGUUCAACAUCUUCUUCGCUGAGGUCCUCGAGGUCGUUGUCAUCCGAUUCAGCGAGGAUGAUGUUGUUCUGCGGAGCCUGGUGUGCUUGGAGGAGGGGAAGACGGAAGCGGGGGGGG
Messenger RNA from Ectocarpus sp. CCAP 1310/34, 1746 nucleotides. The record is from the annotation of a GenBank genome assembly. NCBI's taxonomy places the organism in Eukaryota, Phaeophyceae, Ectocarpales, Ectocarpaceae.